AUGCCACCAGCCCUCUUUCGGGUCGAAGAAGCUUCACAAUUUCUCCAGGAUGCUGUACAGUUACUAGGCCAGGACCCCACAUCUCAGCUGGGUCGAAAGCGUUUGAUUGAAGGCUCUAGAGGCAUUCUCCAGGGCACGCUGGCUGUACUUGUUGCUUUCGACCUCUCGGAAGUGAGGAAGAUUGUUGAAUACUGCAAGUCCGUUUUAGCUAUGCUCGGACAGGUGGAGCACAUCCGAUCCUUUUCCGAAUUGGCUGAAUUUGUUAAGAAUUUAACCCCAUGCAUGGCAAGAAUGAUCAAAGAAGUAGACGAACGUCAGCAAGAACUUGUAAUUCAGUCCCACGCAGAGCUUCUCGAGCGUGGUAUUGCACAAGUCAAGCGAAUAACACCAAUUCUAAUCUCCUCGAUCAAGCUCUUUCUGAACACAACUCAACAAGGCUUACCUGCUGCACACGAGGCCCAAUUAAACCGGGAUUACUUUUUACGCCAAAUGUCUGAUGAAAUACAGGAAAUAAUUCGUGGCCUCCAGUUAACAAGCGCGGAUGACAUCGACUGGCAGUGUGGCGAACAUGCAGGACUGCGAUCUGCCAAAAAUCUUAUUGGACGACUGGCGAAGUAUGCGACCGCAUGGUUAGCAGAUCCAAUGGUAAUCAAAGCUGUUACUUUUUUUACUUUUGAUAUGCCCUUUCGUUUUAUUGAAUCUGUUCUGAACAAGAAGGGUAAAAUUUUUAAAGAUUGA
This is a messenger RNA of Dibothriocephalus latus, 738 nucleotides long. The record is from the annotation of a GenBank genome assembly. NCBI's taxonomy places the organism in Eukaryota, Metazoa, Platyhelminthes, Cestoda, Diphyllobothriidea, Diphyllobothriidae.